ACGGGUCGAAUCCUACUUCAAAUUCUCUUUCCUCUCGGCUUGUCGACCGGGGAAAACAAACCGACCCGAGGCACAGCGAAUGGGGAUUUACUAAUUAACUACUUACUGAGAGAUACACACCUCCUCAGCGCCCUCCCUCCCUCUCAUUCAGUUCCCUCGGUCGUGGUUAUUAGUGUAGAGGUGCUUCCACGGUUCCCGGCUCCGCGCGCCCCCGGAUCACACACCAGGAGAGUGAAAGCGCACACGGGUUAGAUAGUUUCUACUUUGGACGGUUGGAGAACACUGUCAGGAAAGGCUGAGCGCAUCAUUAUAGCUGCACGGAACGGCACAAUCUUUGCUCUUCGAAGUGGAUCAGAUAAAGCCCAGAGAUUUUCGGCCCAUCUUACAGCCAGCAGCCACGGUGCCGGCUCCGGCCCUUGGUUUCCGUCUGAGGCGAGGCCAUUUGGGAUAGCCGGUGUAGUGGAGGUAUGGACUGUAACUGUGUUAGUGACCUGCUGCUCACGCCACCCGUCCCAACCCUCUGGACACCAGGCAUCGCCUUCCCAGACUGGGCCUAUAAGCCAGAGUCAAGCCCAGGCUCCAGGCAGAUCCAGCUGUGGCACUUCAUCCUGGAGCUUCUGCAGAAGGAGGAAUACCAGGGGGUGAUUGCCUGGCAGGGAGACUAUGGUGAAUUUGUGAUCAAAGACCCAGACGAGGUGGCAAGACUGUGGGGCAUUCGGAAGUGCAAACCUCACAUGAACUACGACAAGCUCAGUCGAGCACUUAGGUACUAUUACAACAAACGCAUUUUGCACAAAACUAAAGGCAAGCGCUUCACCUACAAGUUCAACUUCAGUAAGGUGGUUCUGGUGAAUUACCCUCUGCUGGACAUGGCCAAUUCUCCGUUCCUGUUGGCCCAGAACCACUUCAAUGGAGGAACAGCCACACCGGACUGCAGCCCUGUCACACCCGAGGCCCUUCAGUCUUUAUUCCCUCGUUUGCCUGAAUCGGGUCGAGGGCACUCUCUGUUUGAGCGCGGUGCAGGGGCCCCAGGGCCUGAUGGGGACAAGCUGAGAUUGGACACUUUUCCUUUCCUUGGCUCAGGGGCUCCUUGUUACUCCAAACCUCCAUCCCUGUUGGGUCCUUACCCACGGAACCCGGCUUUUGACUACCCCUGGGGCUUCAACCCCUAUCUCCCAGGGGCCUUUUCUCUAAACAACUGUCCCAAAUUGCCUCCAGGCUCCCUCUACUCCUCACAUUUCUACCCAAACCCGCUCCAGUCCAGCUUGUCUCAGCUACCACACCCCUUCUCUUCACUCUUACCCCCCGGAGACACGACCGGGGCAGAACAUGGUCAAACGGGAGGAACUAACGGUCAGCCCCCAAGACUCUGCAUCCCACCGUACCCAGGGAGCGUGCCACUGGGUCGGACUGAGCUGGGGAACGGGGGUACGGCUGUAGGCGACCGGGAAAGAGGGGAGACCAACACCGGUGUCAUAGGUGGAGGUCUUGGUUUAGGGUUAGGCCUAGGAUUGGGAUUGGGUUUGGGUGGGCUCAGUGUGGGAAGCGGAGGAGGAGGCCGUCAAAGCCCUUCCGAUCGGAGAAAGGGUGUGAAGCAGGAUCCAGAGUCUGACUCUGAGCUGGAGAUCACAGACCUGAGCGACUGCAGCUCGGAGAAUGAGAACGAACCGGACUUCCCUCUAAGGAAGGGGCCAGGGCUGAGUGGUCGCUCACACCUUCUAGAGGCCAAAUCCGGGGGUCUCGGGGGAGUCCUGCCCCUUGUCUCUUCUCUUCCUCCACCUGUGUCUCCACAUUCCCUCAAAAGUAUGGGACCCCUGACUCCUCCACCAUCAUCCCUGCCUCCAUCCCUCUCUCCCUCCCUCAGUAUUGUUGACCGGCAAAGGGAAACAGAGACACUGAAACUUGCUCACAGUUAAUAUGCUCUGUUGUGUGAUUUUUGAUGUCUUGCAGGUUCUCUUUUUUUGUCUGUGUAUUCCUGCAUUUGUGAAAUAAGGCUGUAUAUUCCCAUUUCAUUUUCCCCCUUCCUCUGUUCCGGUGUCCACCCAAGCCACUCAUGCAGUUCCAAUAUCAGAGCUUUCAAUUUCUGCUUUUUUCGAUUUCUGUAUCAUACAAUGAGACUCUCAAUGCAAUCUUAGUUUUUGUCAUUCUGAGAGUAUAAGUGCAGCACACACACACACACACACAAAUAGCUUUUCAUAUUAGAAUGUUUAAAUAUCUAAAUAAUUCUCAUUCUCUAAUCUCUGUUCAGAAACAGAGAUAUUUUAUAGCCAAGACAGCACAGUAAUGGAAUAUGCAUAUCUUUUAUCACCAGUUUCUGAAUUGCACCGCAUUCUGGCCAUGCUGAGACAGGCAGUAAGUUUGUUCUGCUGCAUGUAUUUCACAGACUUUUCCAUAAGUUAAUGCUAAGCUCUGCAAAACAGUGUUCAGCUGAACAGUGUAACACAAGCAAAAUGCAAUAAUGGCAACACUGAUAGUAAUUUUAAGGUGAUUCAGUGUUGCAAUAAAGCACUUUUGUUUUAUUGUGCCGAUUCAGAAAAAUAUAUGGUCAAACAUUGCCAUCUUGUGGUUAUAUUUUUCAAAGCCCUUCAUAGGUUUUUUUUUAGAGACAUUUUAUUUAUUUAUUUAUUUAUUUAUUUUAACGUUCAAAUUUCAUGUUCAGUCAAUGUCUUUUUUUAAAAUGUCCAAAAACUUUAUGAGCCUGAGAAUGAGAGACAGAGUCAAUACUGCUCAUGUCAGUGAAUAUUUAGAGUUUGUAUCUAUUUCAUUGUACAUAUUUUAUUAUUGUGUACAUUAUGUUUAAUUACUAUUACUAUAUGGAAUAGUUGUAUUGGUGUCCUUUUACUCUCUACCUAAUUGAAGAGUGAUAUAUGAGACAGGGAAAUGGAUAAGUAUAUGUGUAGUGACCCAAAGUUGACCAAGAAGGAGCAUUGUUUUCACAUUGCUCAUACGAAUAGAGUUUAGACAGGGAGGUGUGCAGAAAAUAUUAUGCUCCCUCUAAAUGUGCCCUGUGGAAAUUUUCUCCAGAUACCUCAGAAAAGUUGAUGACCCUACUGGACUGAGUUAUGCUGCUAGUCUCAUCUUUCAAUAAUUCAUUCACCCAGUGGUGAUGUACUAUAAUUAAUCAAGUGUGAAUAAUAUUAGUUGCAGCAUCUGCUCAUUUUUUUAACCAGUGUUCAUUCUAAUAUUUAAGUUUGAUAUGAACAUCCAAUCUGAAUGUAAAGACAAUGCAUAGGAGCAGAAUGACACACAUUGAUGAAUGGAUUUAACAUUGAAAACCAUUCAGUCAAGGCCUAGAACAAGUUUAAUACAAAGGCAAAAUAAAAGUAAGGUUUUGCCAAACCUGUGCCAACAACAUUCAAGGAUAUAUUAUUACAAUUCUUUGGGAAAUUAUUAUCUGAUUCUAGAAUAUAGAAAGAGUUGUUACAUGACAGUUGGUGCCCUCGACUUGCCCUUACUAAAGGAGAUUUCAUCUGUACAUAGAACUUUGUGCAUUUGUGUGUACACACUGAAAAGGAAAAAAAAAAUACCAUCUACCUAACAGUAAAGAUUUUUCUUUGUUUUAUUGUGAAAUUUAAAACAGAAAGGAUGAUUAAAACAAAAAAUGAGCAAAGAGUAAUAUCUUCAAAAGCAAUAAACAAUAUUCUUGAGAUUCAAUUGUUAGAGUAUGGAUUUUUCUCUGGCGUUCAGUAAGCCUAUGUGAUUUUAGAUCAAAUGCAUCCAAUUAAACAUCGGGUUUUUCUGUCUGUGUCAAAAGUUUCAUGAGGUAGCCUAGUCUACAUUCUGUCAGGUACAA
This is a messenger RNA of Pimephales promelas (fathead minnow), 3793 nucleotides long. RefSeq names its product Ets2 repressor factor like 1 (gene erfl1). Lineage: Eukaryota; Metazoa; Chordata; Actinopteri; Cypriniformes; Leuciscidae. Gene Ontology annotation, cellular component: nucleus. The record is from RefSeq and is a predicted model, not a curated record. Gene Ontology annotation, biological process: cell differentiation; regulation of transcription by RNA polymerase II. Gene Ontology annotation, molecular function: DNA-binding transcription factor activity, RNA polymerase II-specific; sequence-specific DNA binding.